AUGACUCUGGAGCUACUUUUACUUCCAGUAGCCUUUCUCUGUGCUCUCGAUUUCACCAGAGCAGUAGACCGUCACAGCUGCCCCUCGGAGUCUGACCCGAGUUCCUGUCCGACCCACUGUUGUGCUGUCGGAUACGUCCUGGAGCGAUGCAACUGCUGCACAGUUUGCGCACCUGGAGAGGGCGAGGGACACCCCUGCAGCCGCGACCCACCGGUGCCCUGCGGGGAGGGCAUGGUGUGCGCGCGACGAGGCUCCACUGAGGUCUGCCGAUGUAAGGCGGCGCAUUUCGUGUGUGGAAGCGACGGGAAAACGUAUGGGAAUGUUUGCAAGGUGAGAGGAGCCAACCGCAAAAGAAAGGGGAAGGAUGGAGUCCGACAAGUGCACAGAGGACCGUGUGCUCCUUCAAGUACAGGUCCUAGCAGUCCUCGCUACAAGUUCAACUUCAUCGCCGAUGUCGUGGAGCAAAUAGCACCAGCCGUUGUCCACAUUGAGUUGCUACUAAGACAUCCUCUCUUUGGACACCAGAUGCAUGUUUCCAGUGGCUCUGGUUUCAUUGUAACUCCGUCGGGCUUGAUCAUCACUAGCGCUCACGUGGUAUCCACCAGUGCUGCGGUGAUGGGCCGCCUCCAAUUGCAUGUUCAGCUCCAUGAUGGUAGCGUGUAUGAGGCUUUGGUCAGAGAAGUGGACAGGAAGGCUGACAUCGCCACCAUCAAGGUCAACCCUCAGAAGAAGCUCCCUGUCCUGACUCUGGGCCGUUCAGCUGAUCUCAGACCAGGGGAGUUUGUGGUGGCUAUUGGUAGCCCCUUUGCUCUGCAGAACACGGUCACCACUGGGAUCGUCAGCACAGCACAAAGGGAUGGCAAGGAGCUGGGCAUCCAUGAUUCUGACAUUGACUACAUCCAGACUGACGCGAUAAUGUCAUAUGGAAAUUCUGGAGGGCCCCUUGUUAACUUGGAUGGUGAGGUGAUCGGUAUAAACACUUUAAAAGUGACAGCAGGCACCUCCUUUGCCAUACCCUCGGACCGAAUCAGACGUUUUCUGGCGGAGUCGGAGACAAAAUAUUCCUAUGUAUUAGAGUCAAAUCCUGACGAGAGCAAAGAUACCAGCUUUCCUCCAAAUGGGUUGACAGAAUUAGCAGUCAGAAGCGGGCAUUCUUGGAGGGAAGAGACGUUUAUUGGGUAUUAGAGUUCUCACAAUUAUCUAAAUGUGAAGCUAGCCAGUUAUUACCAUAUUGGACUAUGUUGUUUUUUUUUAAACUUUGACAUUUCAUGGCAACACUUAAGAAGAAGAUAUAUGCAUUUUGUAGUACUGUACUGGAUUUUACUGGAUAUACUGUAUGUUUGUUUCCCUCACAUCUAACAGCACCAUGGAAAUAUCACAAGCCAGAUUUUCCUGAUGUCAGCAGAUGUCAAGUCAUACAUACGCAAUCAGAAAAGUAUCUUCACACACACACACAAACACCAAAGCAAAGACACACACACACACACACACACACACACACACACACACACACACACACACACUUAGGAUGGAAUGAACCUUGCUGUGCAAGAACAGGAUUAUUGCAACAAACGUAGCUUCAAUUAUUUCUGGCCCCUCACGUCAUCCUGGGCCAAAAUGGCGGCAUCGUGAAAAAACAAAAACAUGCACGAUAUGUUAAUUGAAGAGUCGAAAUUGUUCAGAGGUGUGAAUGUGAAUAGAUGCUUUUUCUAUAUGCGCCCCAUGAUUGGCUGGCGACCAGUCCAGGGUGUUGCUUUUCCCCAAAAUCAUCCGGGAUAGGCUCCAGCUAACCCCCUUCCCCAAUGAGAAUAAGUGCCGUAGAAAUGCAAAGAUAGAUAUUCACAAGGGACGAACUCAGAUGUAUUUCUCUCAUGGCAUAGUACAGUUUUCCUCUUUUGGGAUGUGAUGAAUAGAGGAAGGGCUUGCUAUGAAGUUGAAUAGUCAAGCAGUACAAAACA
Messenger RNA from Syngnathoides biaculeatus (alligator pipefish), 1958 nucleotides. RefSeq names its product HtrA serine peptidase 3a (gene htra3a). The record is from RefSeq and is a predicted model, not a curated record. Gene Ontology annotation, biological process: proteolysis. Gene Ontology annotation, molecular function: serine-type endopeptidase activity; protein binding. The transcript is spliced from 8 exons. Lineage: Eukaryota; Metazoa; Chordata; Actinopteri; Syngnathiformes; Syngnathidae. The coding region runs from base 1 to 1185 and encodes 394 amino acids. Gene Ontology annotation, cellular component: extracellular region.